AUGACCAAAUUUCUUUUUAUUUUAUUAAUUUCUUACUUGUUAAUUAUAAAUGCUAUCAAAGGUCAAUUAAAUACUCAAAAUGGACAAUGCCUUACUAAUAUUUAUUCAAAUUUAGAAUUAAGUAUUGAUCCAGUAGAUUAUUGUUCAUUAAAUUAUGCAAGUUGUAAUGGACAAUUUGUUACUGGUUUAAACAUAAACUCAUAUACAUCUACAUACGAAUUUUCUCAAGUUGAUUUUCAAUGUUUUUCAAAGCUUUCAACACUUUUUCUAUCAAAUUUAAAAAUUUCAUUUGAUUUUUUGGAAGGACCACUCCCUAAUGGAAUUGCUCUUUCCUUUCAAAAUUGUUCUACAACUUAUAAUACUUUUUUUAAUACACCAAUUCAUUCAAGUAUAGUUCAUUUAUCAAUUGAUACAAUACCUCCACAGUCAUUACCUAUUAAUAUUAACUUAUCAUUCCUUAAUAAAGUUAGUUUUUUUUUAUUUAGAUUGAAAAAAUUGGAUUCAUCCACCGAUAAUAUUACAUUGAUUAAUGAUUUCCCAGUUGAUAGUAUGAACCAAUUUUCUCAAAUAGUAAUUGAUAUUAAAGAUUUACCACCAAUGGAUAAUGUUAUUGUUGAAAGUCUAAGUUUAAGAACUUAUAAUGCACCCACUAAUAAAGGAUACAAUAAUAUUAAAACUUUAAAGAAUAUUUCUUAUUUGUAUAUUUUCAUUGAACAGGGAUAUUCAGAUUUUAGUGAAUUUGCUUUAAUUCCAAAUCAAAAUAACAUAAAACAAUUAUCAUUUUCAGGAAAUUUAUCACCAGCAUCAACAGGUAGAAUUGAUUUAAGAAAUUUAUUAAAAUUGAAUUUAUUAAAAUUAAUGUCAGUUUCACUAAAUUUUAAUUAUCAAGGUAAUAUUCCACUUAUUCUACCACAAACAGUUCAACAUUUUCAGAUUUCAGAGGGUUUAUUUUCAGUUGGAGUAAAAGAGUUUUUGAAUGCUUAUCCAAAUAUCUCUGAGGUUUAUAUCUUAAACAAUCAAAUGGAUGGUAAUUUUUCAGAGUGGAAAAAUAGAGGUUAUGAUCAAUUUUCUAUAAGUGGGAAUAGAUUUCAAGGAACUGUUGACUCGUCAUGGUGUGCCACAAUAGCAACAUUAUCCAGAAAUAAAUUGACAGGUGAUUUACCAUCAUGUUUUGCUUGUCAUUUGUAUAGUACACUAAUUAAUAGUUCAAUAUCUCAAAAUCAUUUUAAUCCUAUUCCACCAUGUACAACUUUAAUACCAAAUCUUAGAUUCAAUUCAUCAAGUAAUCUAUUAUAUCUAUAUGGUGAUGACUUGGGUUUCUACACAAAUGAUAUUAAAGUAACUUUAUCAGAAACAAAAUUUUUCAAUCCUUUAAUUUAUUCAAAAUUAUUUUAUUGUGAUGCAUUUACUCUAUCAAAUUUACCAGAAACUUUAGAUAUAUUUUUUAAAAGUGCAAAUAAAAAUUUCACAUUAUCAACAAUUGAAAAAUCACCAUUAGUAAAUUUAGUAACUGUUGCAUCUUCAUCUGGUUUGUUAUUUUUUGAUGGUUCAUUUUUUAAUUAUAAUAAAUCAUCAAUUAAAAUUCAAAUUGAAGAUUUAACAUGUUUAAUUACUCAAACUACAUUUAAUCAAAUCAGUUGUCUAAUUCAAGGAUUUUAUAAUAAGAAUUCAAUUGCUAAAAUUUCAAUUUCAGUAGAAAGUUAUUACACCAGUAAUUUAAAAAAUUUACAAACAAACCUUUUUGCUUAUUUAAAUCAAUCAACAACUGUUUAUAGUUGUUCAUUAGAUUGUAACUCACUUGGUGGUAUUUGUAAUACAUUAAUUGGUCAAUGUUCAUUUAAUUGUCCAAAUGAUUGUACAAAUUCUUUGGCAGGUACAUGUAAUAGUUCAACAGGAGUAUGCAAUUGUUAUACUGAUUUUCAAGGUUUAGAUUGUUCAUUACCAUUUAAAGCUUGUACAUCAGAUUGUAGUUCACCAUUAAGUCAAGGUUCAUGUAAUAAUCAAACUGGUAUUUGUCAAUGUAUACCAAAUUAUCAAGGUUUAAAUUGUAAAAUUCCAUCACAUUAUAUUUCAUCAGUUAUUCCAUGUUCAAUUGAUGGUGGUGAAGUUUUAAUUAAUGGUUGGUUUGGCAAUAAUAAUGAUGGUACACAUUUAUUAUCAUCAUAUAAUAUAGUUAUAGGUAGUUUAGAUUGUAUUGUUACAUCAAUUAAUGAAACAACAAUUACAUGUAAUCUUGGAGCAGGUACAGGUACAAAAAAUAUUAAAAUUAUAAAUUCAAUUAAUCCAAAUGUAAUUUUCAAUGGUAAUGGAUUAUUUAAUUAUCAAAAUCCAAUUAAAACUUGUCCAAAUAGUUGUACAAGUUUAAAUAAUGGUAAAUGUAAUUCAAAUACAGGUGAAUGUCAAUGUAACGAUAAAUUUAGUGGUUUCGAUUGUAGUACACCAAUUAAAAUCAUUGAAAGUGCACCAUCAACAAAUACAUCAAUCAAUAAAGAUACAGGAGGUAUAGAACUUACCAAUCAAGAUACAAUCUAUGAAAUUUCAAUUAUAUCAUUAAAUGAAAUUUCAAUUGAUGGUUCAAUUAUUAAAUCACAUCAAUUAAAAGGUAAUUGGUCAAGCGAUAAUACAACAAUAACACCAGAUUCAAAUUAUUUCAAAUUUUCACAACAAUUAAUUAAUAAUACAUGUAAAAUUACAUUUACUAUUGAAGAGAUUAAAUUAAAAGAUAAGAACUUUACAUUUGGAACGACAACGUUUAAAGUUGAAAAAGAUUCAAUAAAAUUAUCAGUUUUAAUUCAAGAUUAUCAAUAUCAAAGUUCAUUAAAUACAUUACAAUUAAUAUUUUAUUCAGCAGUUGGGGAUGAUACAGACUCAAAUGAUGAUUGUAAUAAACAAGAUACAUCAAUUGAUACAUCAAAUGCAAAUAAUCAACAAAUUUCAAAUUAUAUUCAAAUUUCUAAAAAUUCAAAAACAUUAGUCGGUCGUUUCAUUAAUCAAGUAAUUGCAGAUUCAAGAUCAACUUUUAUGUCAAGUACAAUUAUUAAAGAUAAUAAUAAUAAUUCAUCAUCAUCAGUUAUGUUAGGAUUAAAUCUACCACAUUGUAAAGAAUGUUUAAUUGAUCCAGACUUUUCUGUAUUAGUAAGUCCAGAUUUUAAAGAAUCAUGCAAUGAAUCAAAAAACAAAUGGCUAAUACCUGUCGUUGUCAUUGUACCUGUAGUAGGUUGUGCUGUAAUUGUUACUCUAUCUAUUGUUUUUUUUAAAAAAUAUAAAUAUAAUUUAAAAUUUAUUGCAAUCAAAUUAAAACCAUUUAAAAAAUAA
Molecule: messenger RNA, 3315 nt
Organism: Dictyostelium discoideum AX4
Lineage: Eukaryota; Evosea; Eumycetozoa; Dictyosteliales; Dictyosteliaceae
Exons: 5
Coding region: 1-3315 (1104 amino acids)
Source: RefSeq, a predicted model, not a curated record